AUGGACUGAAUAUGCUCGCAGUGUGCCGGGGAAACACCUGCCUUCUUUUGGACGCCACAAAACGACGAGCUGAAUUAGGAGGAAACGCCCAGUAGCAAGAUGACGGAGGGGAGACUAUGCCAGGUGCAUCUCCUUGACAACCGGAAACUGGAGCUGCUGGUUCAGCCCAAACUGUUGGCCCGAGAACUCCUGGAUUUGGUGUCGUCCCACUUCAACCUCAAAGAGAAGCAAUACUUUGGCCUCACUUUUAUUGAUGACACGGGCCAGUGCAAAUGGCUGCAGAUGGAUCGCAGGGUUCUGGAACAUGACUUCUCCAAGAAGUCCGGACCCAUCCCACUGAACUUCCUGGUCAGGUUUUACAUCGAGAGCAUCUCACUCCUGAAGGACACCACGACGGUGGAGUUGUUCUUCCUCAACGCAAAAACUGCCAUUUACAACGGAGAUAUUGAAGUGGAAAGUGAGGUGGUCUUCAAACUGGCAGCACACGCCUUACAGGAGGCCAAAGGAGACUACAGCAGUGAUGAGACCACCAGGACGGAGCUGAAGAAACUUCCCACCCUCCCCACCAAAGUACUGAAGGAGCACCCGUCACUCGCCUACUGUGAGGAGCGGGUGAUCGAGCACUACAAGCUGCUGCAGGGGCUGACCAGAGGCCAGGCCAUCGUCCAGUACUUGGCUUUAGUGGAGUCGCUGCCCACCUAUGGCGUUCAUUAUUAUGAAGUUAAGGACAAGCAGGGGCUGCCGUGGUGGCUGGGGAUCAGCUAUAAAGGCAUCGGCCAAUACGACCUCCAGGACAAGGUCAAGCCACGCAAGCUGUUCCAGUGGAAGCAACUGGAGAACCUUUACUUCCGUGAGAAGAAGUUUGCAGUGGAGGUCAACGACCCUCACAGGACCGUGACCAAGCGCACCUUUGGGCAUACGGGCCUGGUUAUCCACACCUGGUAUGCCAGCCACUCGCUGAUCAAGACCAUCUGGGUCAUGGCCAUCAGUCAGCACCAGUUCUACCUGGAGAGGAAGCAGAGCAAGGCCAAAAUGAGUGCGGCGAGAAGUUUAAACGACGUCGCUGUGGACCUUACUGAGAAUGGGGCGUCGAAAAUAAACAAAGGUCAUCUGGGGAUAAAAAACCAGCUCAUCAUGGCCAGUAAUGGGAGCCUUGGCUCAACAGGUUCUGCCGACUCUGAAAUGAACGACGACCAGAAAAAAGAGAAGAUCUCAGAGCUGAAGAAGAAGGAGAAAGAUAUCCAGGACGUCUUGGCCCAGAAGAUGAAGGAGCUGAAGAACAUCUGCCUACGAGAGGCGGAGCUGACGGGCAGGCUGCCCAAGGAGUACCCGCUGUCCACCGGAGAGAAGCCUCCGCACGUCAGGCGGAGGGUGGGGACGGCCUUCAAGCUGGACGAUCUCUUCCCAUACAACGAGGACCCUUACCUGAGGAACCUGGAGAGCCGCUUCGCGCUGCAGCGGAAGAUCGUGGAGGCGGCGAGGAAGCUGGCGGCGGAGCUGGACCUGAACAAGACGGUGAGGAAGAAGAGGAGGAGGAACUGCCUGGACGCCAUGCAGAAGCUGCAGGAGAUCGAGGACGAGAUGAACCAGUACCGCGUCAAGCAGGGCCAGAAGCCCACGCAGAGGGCCUCCCUCAUCAUCGCAGAUGAGCUGGUGCCAUCUGAGUGCAGCUCCUUGUCUGACAGCCUGACGCUUGAUGACGACGAGUGUGACGGCGUCCAGAGGCCGAGGUCUCGCUCCGUUCAGUGUUCCCCGUACCAGAGCCCGCCCCCCUCCGCUGGCCUGGACUACGACCUGGAGAGGAGAGCCUCGACCAGCGAUCCGCACCACGACCGCGCCCUCAGCAGAUUGGCCUAUGAGUUGCAGGAGGCGGGACAUUACUACGGGCAGAGGGACGUGUCGUCCACUCACAGCAGUCCAUACAAGACGGUUCCCCGACAUCCGCGCGACGCACGCAGCAUCCCCCUCACCCCCGCCAUGACCCGCAACGCCUACAGCAGCAGCCAGCUCCGGUCGGAGGGGGUGGUGCAGUGUUUCCGGCACCGCAGCGGCAGUUUGGAGUCGCAGUCUCACCUGCUGCGGGAGAACGGCUCGGAGAAGGCCACCUUCACGCUGUCGCCCGUCGCACGUCGCAGCAACAGCUCCGAGGCCAUGGACGACUGCUCGUCCUACACCAGCCUGUCCAGCGCCGACUACGCGCAGUACCGCACCGUGGACCACCGCAUCUACGACUACCGGCGCCACCGCAAGGUGGAGGUGUACGGCAACACGGGCAGCAUGCCCAACCUGGUGCACAACCCCUCGGGCCUUGGCCACGCCUACCCGGCGCCCGCGCAUCACUACGGUGGCCCGCUGGCCUACUACGUGGCCGGCUACCCGAGCCCCCCCGACGACUACGAGCCGACGUACUCCAACGGCGGCUACGUCUUCGAGAACGAGCUGGAGGGCCACUACAACGUCAACCCCUCCUACGCCCACGCCAGCUACGCCGCGCACGGCCACUACCACCAGUACGGCGCCGACGGGCCCGCCAGCCUGGCCCAGAACCCCUACGCCACCAUGCGGCCCCCCCGCAGCCGGCAGGGCCCCCCCCGGCCCCCCGAGCUGCUGGCCAAGAGCAUGCAGAAGGCGCUGGUUGUGGAGCACCUGCGGGGCUGGUACCACCGCAGUGCCGUGCACAUGCACCGCGACCCCACGCGAGGCCUGGCCGGAGCCUACGACUACGAGAGGGGCUCGCAGCACAGCCUGGGCUACCAGACGCUCCCCGCCGCCUCCUUCAGCCACUCCAGCCGCACCGCCUCCUUCUCCUCAGUGUCGUCUGCGGCCAGUGGGGGGGGUACCUGGCGCAGUCAGCUUGCCGUGGGCCUGACGGACAGCGAGCUGCUAGACACACCCCUGACCACACAGCCCUCCUACGGCGCCACCUACAGGAGUCCCACACACAGCAGGUAUGCUGCGGAGGCCAGGCGGGCGGAGUCUGUGACUCUCACGUGUGACACUGUGGAGGUGGGAGGGGCCACAGCCAGGGGCGCCGAAGAGGAGCAUUCAUAGAAAGCACAAAGAUCCCAAGUGGAUUACACAUCAGCUGCUGCUCUGAGGACUCACAGGACCAAACACCUCACUGGACCGCACAGGAUACCAAGAGAAACAGGAUCCCAAAUACACACACACACACUCACACACACACACACACA
Molecule: messenger RNA, 3194 nt
Organism: Sardina pilchardus (European sardine)
Lineage: Eukaryota; Metazoa; Chordata; Actinopteri; Clupeiformes; Clupeidae
Gene: frmd4bb
Product: FERM domain containing 4Bb
Exons: 25
Coding region: 100-3051 (983 amino acids)
Biological process (GO): establishment of epithelial cell polarity
Cellular component (GO): adherens junction; bicellular tight junction; cytoskeleton
Source: RefSeq, a predicted model, not a curated record